AUGAGCCCUCCUGGAAUGGUUAGGGUUCGUCAUUUUGAGUUUUUAUGCCGAGCCCAUGGCAUCGAGCCGACCGUCGAGAAGUUCCGGGCUUUCUACCAACUUCAACGGACGAUGGGCUUCUUUUCCUUUGCCAGUCGUGGUGCUGCAAAGAAGAUCUUGUUAAACCCUCCAAAGAGUUUUCACGAUUGGAAACCCAAGUUCUUCUUUAUUCGAGAAGAGGUGCUUCCGAUUGCCAUGCCCUUCAGAGACUGGACUGAGCCCGUGUUGAAGGAGGAUCUUCCAAUCCUAAAGCAUGCACUGUGGUAUCAACAAUUAACCCCUACCCCGCAUCGGGUAUUUGGGGAAAAUGUGUUGGUGGCCGCGCGGAUGAGUGACCAGUGGUCAUCAGACAGCAAAGAGGUGCCUGUCUUGAAGAUUGGCGAUCAAGAGGCGCAACUAUAUCAAGCUGCUUUCGCUACUUUUGCUGGAUCUAUGGGCGUGCGCCCACUGCGCGAGGAUGAGGAGAGCUGGCAUGAGCAAAUUAGGGGCAAUUUUAUGUAUCCGGUUGCUGAUGCCUUUGCCUCGCCGCCUACUACGACUGAAGGUGCGCAAUUCCCUAAACCUCGUCCUUUGCGCUCUGUGACUUCUGCUAGGAAAGAGGUUGUCUAUCUUUCCAGCGAGGAGUCUGUAGGGUCUUCAAACGGCGAGCUAAGUCCGUGGUCUAACGUCUUUGCAGGUGUGUUGCGCGACCUGGGGGUUGACCCAGAAGAGAAGAAGAAGAAACCCUUGAAGAAGAAGAAGGUAAUUAACGUGGAUCCCGAGGUGACCAGCAAGGGGGCUGGUAGUAGUCGCGCAACCGCUGCUGCUGGUAAAGGUACUCUUCGCCUUCGACAAAGUGACUUAAACGAUUAUGUGAUCAUUAGUUAUUCACUUAAAGGCUUAUCACGCACAGCUGAGACAAAGACUGGAGCAGGUGGAUCAAGGAGCUCUGGGAGCGCGGGUUCUCGUAACCCUGAUGCUGGCGCGACUCCUUCCAUUGCUGCGCACGAAGAAGAGGAAACUGAAGAAGAAGAGGAUGUUGUUGCACAUUUGGUCAGCAGAAAAAGGGUUAGGAGCGAGACCACAUCUGGUGUGGUUGCUGCGCCGCUAACUGGUGCGAUUCCCUUGGUUGGGAAAACGAGCAACCUUCGAUCUUUAUAUAAAUUUUCUCCUGAGAUCAAGAAGAAAACCCCGGAGAAGGGGGUUAAGUUUACUGAGCCAGAGCCAAAGAGGCCGAAGAUCACCAUCAAAUCUUCUCAGACUAUUGGUGGUGAGUCUGCUAAAGAGAAGAAUGUUGCUGAGAAAGAUGUGGCGAAGGCUGUUGAGGCGCAGAGAAAGGCUGAGGAGCGCCAGAAGAAGGUGGAGGAAGAGAAAAAAAGGAAAGCUGAGGAAGAUAAGAAGAAGAAGGCUGAGGAGGAGAAGAGAGCCGAAGAGGCGAGGAAGAAGAGGGCCUCGGAGUUGGAGAAGGAGAGGGAACAGAAGAAGGCUGUGGAAAAGCCUGUCGAUGUUCCGGAGUUUGAAAUCCUUAAGGGUCCUGAGAGGAGGCAAGAGCCUGAAGUCACCAAACCUACCCACCCCGCGCAUGCUGAGGCCCAUGAUCGUUCAAAGAUAGUCACUUCCAAGGGGUCGGGUCGGUAUGUUUCCAGUGGCGCGAGCUCUGGUGGGGCUGGGGGCUACAACCCGAAUAUCAUUGGGGCGAAGGACACCGUUGGUGAUAUUUAUUAUAAGAGUUACACCGAGGAAGAACGUGGUAAUAUUCCUCACCAAGCUCCCUGGGGUUUGAAGCAAAGGGACACUUUUCAAGAAUUCGGGCCCUGCCGCGAUUGGUUUCUAAACUCUUUUACUCCCGGCGAGGUUAACUGGCAGAGGGCGAAGACCCAUGAAAUGUUGUACCGAACUUAUGUGAUCGGGGAGGCCAAUGCACGCGCCGCUAAUCAUCAGAUAGUUCGUGAGUGGCGAACGAUGGUUAGGGAGCGGGCAGAUUGGGAGGGUUAUCGCAAGCGGAUGCUGAAGCGUAUCACCGAUUUUGAGAAGUCCAAAGCUGCCUUUGAUGAGGAGAAGGCCAAGUUUGAUGCGGACAAGAAGGCAGAGGAAUGGGGGCGUGAGGGCCUGAAAAAUAAGCUUCAAACUGCUGAACAGCAACUGGCCAAGGAGAAGGCCGACUCGGAACAAAUUGUUGACCUUGAAGCGAAGAUUGUGGAGCUUACUGCGAGGGUUGAGGAUGCACAGGCUGAAAAGGCUGCCAAGCAGCAGAUUGAGGUUGAAUUGGCUGACGUGAAGGCGCAAUUGUCUAGCAAAGAUAAGGAUCUGCAUGCCAAGGAUGUCGAGAUUGCUGAGCUUAAACAUCGCCUGAAUGAUCAGAUUGAUAAAUGCGAGUCCUUGGAGAUCGACCUCGGAGCGGAGAAAGUUAAGGCUGCCACUGCAGAAGAGGCACGCACUGUCAGUGCCGCCGCCCUUAAUGUAGCGCAGACUAACUACUCUGAGGCGCAAGGUAUCGUUGAUACACUUGUCUCUGAGGCCGAGUGGAUGCGCAAUCGCGGAGUAGUGCUGGUUGCCAACUCUAUCCUCAAUGCUGGCGAGCUAGACCGCGCUGUUGCUGCUCUGACCAACGCUGCGCGCGCAGUAGGUCAUCGAGGAGGGUAUCUGGAAUGUGCCCAACACGUUGAGGAAAUGCUUGGACAAGAGUUUGAUGUGAGUCAUUGCUCGGUGACUGACCAAGCUCCUAUCGAGUUGACGCGUGCUGAGAGUGCUUAUGAUAACCUUUCCUUGCCCGUAAUAGACUUGGUAGUGGAGGCUUUAAAGAAGGAUGAUUGGUGCCAGCGCCUCAAGGCCAUUCUUGAUCCACCGGUGACUGUUGAGUUAUCAGAUGAAGAGGAACCAGCUGGUGAUGAUGGUGGAAAUGAUGACGAUAAUAAUGAUGAUGGUGGGAACGAUGAUGAUGGCGAUGAUGAUGGUGAUCAACAUGCACUCGAAUAG
This is a messenger RNA of Helianthus annuus (common sunflower), 2994 nucleotides long. RefSeq lists its product as uncharacterized. Bases 1 to 2994 code for a protein of 997 amino acids. NCBI's taxonomy places the organism in Eukaryota, Viridiplantae, Streptophyta, Magnoliopsida, Asterales, Asteraceae. The transcript is spliced from 6 exons. The record is from RefSeq and is a predicted model, not a curated record.